Molecule: messenger RNA, 960 nt
Organism: Akanthomyces muscarius
Lineage: Eukaryota; Fungi; Ascomycota; Sordariomycetes; Hypocreales; Cordycipitaceae
Exons: 3
Coding region: 1-960 (319 amino acids)
Biological process (GO): vacuolar transport
Source: RefSeq, a predicted model, not a curated record
AUGCGCUUCUCGUCGUUAUCCGCGGUAGCCUUGAUGGCUGCCGCUGGGGCUUACGCUGAAGAUGCCACCACAACGGCACCCAUCCCUGCCUGCACGGCCGUGUCCUCGACCAGCAACGGCGCAUUCUUCGACCUGCGGCCCGACAUUGCGCAAAAGGCGGCCGGAAAGGCUGCGCGCUCCAUUACCAAGGACUACCACGCGCGCGGCUACGACUAUGGCAAAAACUUUACCCUCAACAUCUGCGAGCCCGUCGUGGCGCCGGUCAAGGACGUUGUCGGCGUGUCCAAGACGCUGUGGAGUAACGUCAGCGCAUACUAUACAUACAAGGACAAAGUAUACUCAAUAGGCUCCUCGUCGCUCGACUUGCAUAGCCGCGGCCGCAAAUUGGUACUUCGAUACGGCGACGGCUCGCCGUGCGAAACAAAGUCUAACAAGAGCGCCCGCGACCAGAAGCCCGCGGCCGGCGACAAGGACAAGGACAAGGGCUCCUCGCGACGCAAAUCUACCGUCAUCUCGUUUCUCUGCGACCGCGACUCUGGCAGCUCCCAGGCCGCCUUUUCCUUUGUCGGCACCGACCCGGACGAGUGCGCCUACUUCUUCGAAGCCCGCUCGUCGCACGCCUGCGCGCAGGCGGAGCCGCACAAACGCGGCAACGUAGGCCCGGGGAGCGUCUUUGGCCUCAUCUUCGUCAUUGCCGUCCUCGUAUACGCCAUCGGCGGUGUCUGCUACAACCGCACCGUCGCCCACGCCCGCGGCUGGCGCCAGCUGCCCAACUACAGCCUUUGGGCUGGCAUUUGGAGCUUUGUCACAGACAUGUUUGUGAUCCUAACUUCAUCGUGUACCCGCUUCCUGCCGAGCAGGCGCGGGUACAGUAACGUCAGCCAGAGCUACAGCAGCAACAGAAACUCGGACGCAGAGAAUCGAUUGAUAGAUCAACUCGACGAGGAAUGGGACGACUGA